UUUGAUUUCUUUCCUAUUUGAAAUCUUCCCCGAGCUAAUAGAUAGAGAUCUCUGGAGACGAAAAGCUUAGAGAGAUUUGGAUCUUGAGUGUUGCGUAUGGCGGAGGAGAAAUGGGUGUUAAUGGUGACGGCUCAGACGCCGACGAAUAUCGCCGUGAUCAAGUACUGGGGAAAGAGAGACGAGGUUCGGAUUCUCCCCAUCAACGACAGCAUUAGCGUCACGCUUGAUCCCGAUCAUCUCUGCACUCUCACCACCGUCGCUGUUAGUCCUUCCUUUGAUCGGGAUCGAAUGUGGCUCAAUGGCAAGGAAAUCUCUCUUUCUGGAAGUAGGUACCAAAAUUGCUUGAGGGAAAUUCGAUGUCGCGCUGAUGAUGUUGAAGACAAAGUAAAGGGUAUCAAGAUAGCCAAGAAAGAUUGGGAGAAAUUGCAUCUACACAUUGCUUCUUAUAACAACUUCCCUACUGCUGCUGGCUUAGCGUCUUCAGCAGCUGGCUUUGCUUGUCUCGUUUUUGCUCUUGCAAAGUUGAUGAAUGUACAUGAAGAUCCAAGCCAACUUUCUGCUAUAGCCAGGCAAGGUUCAGGAAGUGCUUGCCGUAGUUUGUUUGGGGGAUUUGUCAAGUGGAACAUGGGAAGCAAAGAAGAUGGAAGUGAUAGCGUUGCUGUUCAAGUCGCAGAUGAAAAGCACUGGGAUGAUCUUGUUAUCAUUAUCGCUGUGGUGAGUUCACGAGAGAAGGAAACAAGUAGCACCUCAGGAAUGCGUGAGAGUGUUGAGACAAGUUUACUUUUACAGCACAGAGCAAAGGAAGUUGUGCCGAAACGGGUUUUGCAAAUGGAAGAAGCUAUUAAGAAUCGAGAUUUCACAUCUUUUGCAAAACUGACGUGUUCAGACAGUAAUCAGUUUCAUGCUGUUUGUAUGGAUACAUCUCCACCCAUAUUUUACAUGAAUGACACCUCCCACAGGAUAAUAAGCUUAGUUGAAAAGUGGAACCGCUUUGUCGGGACACCAGAGAUUGCUUACACAUUUGAUGCCGGCCCAAACGCGGUCCUGAUUGCACGAAGCAGAAAGGUAGCAGUUGAAUUGCUGCAGGGGCUGCUCUACUGCUUCCCUCCUAAGCCUGACUAAGACAUUGAGAGUUACGUACUGGGCGACAAAUCAAUUGUAAAAGAGGCAGGCUUGGAAAGAGGAGAGGUUUCACAAGAAAUUAAAGACAAAAUUGGAAGGCAAGAUCAAAAAGGUGAAGUGAGCUAUUUUAUAUGCAGCAGACCUGGAAAAGGUCCUCUGGUGCUUCAAGACCAAACUCAGGCUCUUCUCCAUCCCCUAACUGGCAUCCCAAAAUAACCAUUUAUGUGUGUUCUUGUUACUGCAACUCGGAGAUUUGCAACAGCUUUUUUUUUUUUCAUUUUUCUUUUUC
Molecule: messenger RNA, 1411 nt
Organism: Eutrema salsugineum
Lineage: Eukaryota; Viridiplantae; Streptophyta; Magnoliopsida; Brassicales; Brassicaceae
Product: diphosphomevalonate decarboxylase MVD1, peroxisomal
Exons: 9
Coding region: 97-1122 (341 amino acids)
Biological process (GO): isoprenoid biosynthetic process; isopentenyl diphosphate biosynthetic process, mevalonate pathway
Cellular component (GO): cytosol
Molecular function (GO): ATP binding; diphosphomevalonate decarboxylase activity
Source: RefSeq, a predicted model, not a curated record